GAACAAAACCAAAAGUCCAAAACCAACACUCAAGUACAUAGAACAGAGAGAUAAGCUGCAUGAUAACAUUAUUUAUAAGACCCGUAUUAAUAACUCUAGAAUCAGCUUGAUACUUCAGACUACACAAAAAAAUGUCUGGCUAACUUAAAACAUUAUGGGAGGAGCUCAAAGUAGACCAGCACCGAGUGCUACACCUGAGCCAGCUGUUUCAACACAACAUAUUAGACGUAAAACUUGCAGGAAGUUUGCAGACUGUGGGGAUCAGACCAGUAAACACAGAAGCCAGUUCAUCCACAGUUCAGAUAUACCUUCAUGUAUAGAUUAUAGAGAUCGGCCCCCCUGUUGGUACUGGGAGACAUGCUAUAGACAAGAUGGCAAAAAAUCAGAGCAUAUGGCCAAGUAUCUCCAUCCUUGGGAGUUAGCAGAUUCAGGUAAAGUGCCAGCAGUCCAUACUGGCAAUAUAGGAGCGGGUAAAGGCCUUUCAUCCACCAAUACCCUACAAGAUUCAGACGAAGUGCGGGUAGUCCUGAUUGGCAAAACAGGGGUGGGUAAAAGCCUUUCAUGCAAUACCCUACUGGGUGAAGAGAAGUUUAAAAGUUGCCUUAGCUUCCAAUCAGAGACUGGUUCCUGUCAGUACGAUUAUGUGAAGUAUCAUGGGAAAAAAUAUAUGAUUAUAGACACUCCAGGGAUCUUUGAUACCAAUGUCAAUGAGCAACAGAACGCUAUUGAACUCUUGAAGUGCGUGGCUAUAUGCGCACCAGGCCCUCAUGUAUUCUUCAUCACCAUAGCGAUAGGGCAUGGCCGAUAUACAGAAGAAGAUAAGAAGACAAUUGAUUUAUGCCGUAAAAUAUUUGGUGAUGGUAUAAUGAAACAUGCAGUUGUGCUAUUCACAGGUGGCGAUAAAAUGAUUGAAGAAAAUAUGACGGAAGAAGAAAUGAUGAUUACUCCAGUCAUUAAGAAAUUAAUAAAAGACUGCGGUGGACGUACAUUCAUCAUGAACAACAAGACCAGUGAUGAUCAAAGAACCAAUCAAGCAGAAGACUUAAUGAUGAAAGUCAAUGAAUGGGGCCUUGAUAAAACUGCGUAUAAAGAUAAACAUGGACUUUUUAAAAAGGUAGAAGAGAUUUUCAUGAAUGAACAACGAGAUAAGAACACUUCACGGGAUGACAUCAGGGAGUCGAUUAUGAAAAACCUGCGUAAAGCAAAGCCUUAUAUGGAGCUAAUUAUAAAAGCAAUUGGUCCAAUGCUUGCCAUGAUACCAGACCAACGUGUGCAAGUGUUUUCCCGAGUGAUGACUGCAGUUUCGUCAAAGCUUAUUCUUCCAUUACUAGAACUCUGGCUUGCUGAAGAGAUGCCCAAAGAAACAUAAUCAACAGGAUUUAGCAUAAUUGGUAGACUGAAGAACUCUGUGACAGAAACUGAAGACACAUCAGGGGCAUAGCCAGCUUUUAGUCAGGG
Owenia fusiformis is the source of this 1458-nucleotide messenger RNA. NCBI's taxonomy places the organism in Eukaryota, Metazoa, Annelida, Polychaeta, Sabellida, Oweniidae. The record is from the annotation of a GenBank genome assembly.